AUGGGCAUUGUUUUCAGGGACCUAAAGCCUGAGAAUAUUUUGAUACAACAUUCUGGUCACGUGACUCUUACAGACUUUGAUCUUUCUCGUACGUUAAUGAGAAAAACGGUAAUGAAUCUUGUCUCUAAAGCUGCGGCGACCAGCUGUAAUAAUGUAAUCACCGUCAGCAAAAUUGAACAGCAACCUCAAAAGAAGCAACUGCAACAUAGAAGGAACUUGACGAGGUGGUGGUUUGUUAAUGAUAUUCAACAAAAAAAGAACGGGUUAAAGAAGGCGAAAUCUGCACGAGUUAGCCCAGUGAGUCGGAGAAAACUGAGUUUCAACAAUGGAGAACGAUCCAACUCGUUCGUGGGCACAGAGGAAUACGUCUCGCCGGAGGUUGUAAGAGGGGAUGGACACGAGUUCGCUGUUGAUUGGUGGGCUCUUGGCAUUUUGAGUUACGAGAUGCUAUACGGAACGACGCCGUUUAAAGGGAAGAACCGGAAGGAAACGUUCCGAAACGUUUUGAUGAAGAAGCCGGAGUUAAUCGGGAAACGAAAUGAGUUAACGGACUUGAUUGAACGGCUGUUAGAGAAGGACCCCACACAACGGUUGGGGUACCAACGUGGAGCUUGUGAGAUCAAGGAGCAUGCAUUUUUCAAAGGCGUUAAGUGGGACCUACUAACGGAAGUCUUAAGACCGCCUUUUAUUCCGUCAAGAGAGGACGGAGAGUUAACGGAAAAGGUAACGGCAGGUGGGGUGGAUAUUAGGGAGUAUUUUGAAGAUUUAAGGGCGCCACCUCCGUCAAUGCCUCCGUCACCCUCUUCGGAUUAUCGUAGGAAUUUGUCGGAAUUCUAA
Molecule: messenger RNA, 837 nt
Organism: Dovyalis caffra
Lineage: Eukaryota; Viridiplantae; Streptophyta; Magnoliopsida; Malpighiales; Salicaceae
Source: the annotation of a GenBank genome assembly